Didymodactylos carnosus is the source of this 1032-nucleotide messenger RNA. Lineage: Eukaryota; Metazoa; Rotifera; Eurotatoria; Philodinida; Philodinidae. The record is from the annotation of a GenBank genome assembly.
AUGUUUGGUUUUCGAAAAUUUCAAUUCAUAUUAUUUAUUAAUUGUUUAAUUCUAUUACCAAUAAUUUAUCUAUUAAGAAAUUAUAAAUCAGAAUCAAAUUUUCCACAAGAUACAACAACACAUGUUACACAACAACACAAGUUAUACCGUUGUAAAAUUCCACCACAUCCACUCACAAGUACAAUCAAAAUUUCUGAAACAAUAAGUUCAUAUAGUUGUUCUAUAGACUAUAACGAUAAAAUAAAAAUUAUUGCUAAUCAUUCUACAUUUAAUUCAACAAGUCAACAACUAACAAUUCUAUGUCCUCUUAAUGCUUCAUUAGACAUUGUUUUAUCACCCGAUUACAUAACACAUCGAAGUACAGGUAGUCAAACAAGUGUAUCAUUAUUAAUUAAUCGUUUACCAGAUAAACAAAUUGUAAACAAACGACAAAAAUUAUUAAAUGAACAAUUAUUGUUAUUACGUAAAACAGAUAAAAUUCAAUUAUCAAUUGUUGAUGAUGAAUUAUUUACGGUUACAUGUAAUAAUCAAGAACAAUUAUUUAUUCAAACAAUCUUUAAACCUGAAGUAGCAAACCGAUCAAUACAGAAACAAAAUAGAACAAAACGAAAUUUACCUCCUGUUCUUGUAAUUGAAUUUGACGGUGUGAGCAGAACCCAUUUUCAUAGAAAAAUGAUUAAUACAAUGGACUAUCUUCAACAUAAAUUAUCUGUAAUGAAUUAUACGAUUGUUGACUUCGAGAAAUAUCAUGCAUUGGACCGUAAUUCUGAUGGUAAUAUUCGGUCAAUGUUUUGUGCAAGUGGCAAAUACGGUUGGGGAAAAUCAAAUAAUAAAGACAAAAAAGCUAAUUUACCAUGUGGUGUAGAUGAUUUUAUUUUUAAUGUAUUUAAAUCCAAUGGUUAUUCUACACCCCUGAGUCACUUAAUAACCUUGGACACAUAAUUCAUGUCUUAAUGCGUUGGAUCAGCCGGCCUAUAGUAUACUUACUCAGUUGUUCCGUACAAUUCGCUUACAAUUUUUCACAACAUUAAC